CCUCCGUGCAGUGCCAUCGCUGUCGGCGUUCCCUCUGUGCGAACGCCCCCCGCCGACCACCGAGCGGCCGCCAGGUACUGCCUGCCCGGUUGCCAGCCCCGUGCACGCACCCUUCCUGGCCGCGGGGCUGGGGCGGCUUGGGGGACGUAGCCCAUCCGGAGCUAGCCUGGCGGACCUGCCCAUCCCGAGGGCGAGCAGGCUGGCUCUGCGGCCACCGAGACCGGGUGUAGCGGUCUCCGGUAGAGCCCGGGCGCCUGGCAAGGGCCUGCCCGAAGGGCUGGGAGCGCGGAGGCUGCAGCUCCACUAGGACGCCAGCAGUGCCACGCCCGAGCAGCGGACCCGUGGACCCGCGUGCAAGGGGAGAGCGGUUACUCAAAGGCCGGCAGCACGGGAACUGGGCUUCGGCUGAGAGCUGCGCUGUAUUCCUUCAUCAGGCAGCUUGCACUGGCUGGCUGAUUUUAAGGCAUUUCAAGUGAUCGCUUUUUAACUCACUUGUUCCGUGGCACGAUCGUGGAAUGAAGAGUAUUGAGUAGGACAUGCUGGGCUGGUCCGCGGGACCAGUGACAUUCCAGGAUGUGGCUAAAGACUUCACCCUGGAGGAAUGGAGACUCAUGGACCCUUCUCAGAGGAAGCUGUACAAGGAUGUGAUGCUGGAAAAUGACAGGAAUCUACUCUCCCUGGGGCUUGUAGUUUCUAAACCAGACAUGAUAUCUCAUUUGGAAAAUGGGAAAAGUCCAUGGGCAGUUAUAAGAGAAAUCUCAAGAGCUUCCUAUGGAGAACUGGAGACCAAAUCUACAACUAAUGAUGCUAUACUUUCAGAGGAUGUUUUUGAAAAAGAUUUAUCACAGAAGAUCAUUAUAAAAGAAACUGACAGAGAAUGGCCUAUGGGACUCCAGAAUGGGAAGGUUUGGGAAAUGGAAUGACAAGAUAUUAAGACUGCAAAAUAAUCAGAAGAGUCAUCUGAACCAAAGAAUAAUAACAAAAAAGAAAACUCUUGCUGCUCAAAGGGGCUUUAGAUUUGGAUCUGCUCUUUUUCCAGAACCAGGAAUUGUCACAGAAGAUCCUGGCACAAUCCAGAAUUCCAAAUACAUGAGGAAAAUUUUCACAGAGAAUUUAGAUUUGAUUUCAGAUACCCAUUUGGGGAACAUAAUUUGCAAGUAUACAAAAGGCAACGAAACCAUAAGGCAGAUUUCAGAAUUUAUUUUGAGAAAGAAAUCUAGUACUGAAGAAAAACCCUAUAAACGUAGCACAUGUGAAAAGGACUUUUGUUAUGUCACUACUCAUUCAAUAUCAGGGAAUUUGCACUAAAGAAAAACUUCAUGAAUGUAAUGAAUGUGGGAAAAUGUUCAGCCAGCACUAAUAUCUCAGUCAACAUAAAAAUAUCCACACUGGAGAAAAACUCUAUAAAUGUAAUGAAUGUGGGAAAGCCUUCAUUGUUUCUUCGUCACUUAUGGUACAUCAAAGGAUUCAUACUAAGGAGAAACCUUACCAGUGUAAUGUCUGUGGAAAAUCCUUUAGCCAAUGUGCCCACCUUAAUCAGCAUCAAAGAAUUCAAACUGGAGAGAAAGCCUAUAUAUAACUGUAUCCAAUGUGGGAAAGCAUUUAGUGAUAAGUCAAAACUUGCACGACAUCAGGAAACUCACAAUGGUGAGAAGCCCUACAAAUGUAAUGAUUGUGGGAAAACCUUCAGAAAUAAAUCUUAUCUUAGUGCACAUCAGAAAACCCACACUGAGGAGAAACCAUACAAAUGUAAUAAGUGUGGAAAAUCUUCCAAGAAUACCACAAUUUUUAAUGUCCAUCAAAGAAUCCAUACUGGAGAGAAACUCUUUAGAUGUAAUGAAUGUUGGAAAGCCUUCAACCAUAUAGCAAAUUUCACAGAACACAGAAGAAUCCAUACAGGAAAGAAACCUUAUAAAUGUAAUGAAUGUGAAAAAGCAUUUAUUAACUAUUCAUGCCUUAUGGUCCAGCACAGAAUGCACACCGGAGAGAAACCUUAUAAAUGCUGUGAAUGUGGAAAAGCCUUCAUGUGUUCUUCAUCUCUCAUUAUAUAUCAGCGAAUUCACACUGAAGAAAAACCUUACCUAUUGAAUAAAUGUGUGGAAUCUUUCAGAAUAAAAUCACACUUACCGGGCAGUGGUGGUGGACACCUUUAAUCCCAGCACUCAGG
Messenger RNA from Onychomys torridus (southern grasshopper mouse), 2167 nucleotides. RefSeq names its product zinc finger protein 624-like. Lineage: Eukaryota; Metazoa; Chordata; Mammalia; Rodentia; Cricetidae. The transcript is spliced from 4 exons. Bases 537 to 923 code for a protein of 128 amino acids. Gene Ontology annotation, biological process: regulation of DNA-templated transcription. The record is from RefSeq and is a predicted model, not a curated record.